This is a messenger RNA of Pseudomyrmex gracilis, 696 nucleotides long. RefSeq lists its product as uncharacterized. The coding region runs from base 1 to 696 and encodes 231 amino acids. Gene Ontology annotation, molecular function: catalytic activity. Lineage: Eukaryota; Metazoa; Arthropoda; Insecta; Hymenoptera; Formicidae. The transcript has a single exon. The record is from RefSeq and is a predicted model, not a curated record.
AUGGCUGCACUCGGCAUCCAAAUGAUCCAGAUUAACUUGCAUCACAGCAAGAGCGCUUUGGCUAUCCUAACCAAGAGCAUGGCUGUGAUGCAUAAAAGUAUUGCACUAAUCCAAGAACCAUGGAUUGUGAAANGUGCAGUAAAGGGACUGAGUGGGUGCGGCUACUUAUUCAAAGCACACUCAGAUAACAGAGUUAGAUCAUGCAUCUUAGUAAAAGNACUAAAUGCUAUCUUUCUGCCACAGCUCAGCAGCAAGGACCUCACAGUCAUCAAGGUGAGAGUGAAGCUAGCUGAGGAAGAGGACAUGGAAGUAUUAAUAGGGUCAGUCUACAUGCCCUAUGACUCCACGGAUCCACCACCACAUAAAGAGGUAAAAAACCUGGUGGCCUAUGCGGAAGCCAGGGGGCUCGAACUCCUGCUGGGUUGUGAUGCGUACUCCCACCAUGUAGGAUGGGGAAGCACAGACACCAACCUGCGGGGGGAGAGUCUCCACGGCUACCUAAUGGGCACAGGAUUAACCAUUCUCAAUAGAAGAAACGAGCCGACAUUCCUGGACUCCAGAAGACAGGAAGUCAUCGAUAUAACGAUCUGUACGGAGAGGGUGGCGGGUCUGGUGAACGACUGGAGGGUCUCGGAUGAGCCCUCUGGCUCUGAUCAGACAAAUACGCCUAACUCUCCAACAAAUACAGCAAAUUAG